UCACGCUGACGCCGAGUGGCGCGCAUCACGUCGUCGUGCUUGAAGCGCUGGAACGUGCCGAUCGAACGUGUCAUCGAGAAGAACGCGAGUGAACGUUGGGCGAGGGGGCAAAGUAGAAAAAAAAAUUUAAAAAAAAGGAUAAAAAACAGUUACCGUGCGAGCGCGGAAAGGGGGUGAGAGAGAGAGAGAGAUCGGGAAGAAGGAACUUGGAUAGCGCGCGGUAGACGAAGAUAGUGCGGAGGGAAAACGGUAGAACGGAGAGGAAGGAAAGGAGAAAGUGUGAGAUAACAAAGCGAUCCCGAAGAGAGUGACGGACGACUUAAGUAAUCGAGAUGUCCCGUUCGGCCGUUUGAAAGUCGAAAGAUAGAUAGGGAGAGAGAGAGAGUUCCAUGCGGUCCAGCGCAGCCUCCUCUUCGGUCCGUGUUUGAUGCGCGACCCGUCGCGGCCUCAGUGCUCGCGCGCGAACCGCCCGAGGAACGAGCAAACGGUCGUCUCUCGCGGCCGCCGAGGAGCCGCCGAGACACGGGGGGAAUGCGCGGCAGUCGCGGUAAUCGGCAGACGACGUGUCAUCGUCCGGACCAGUAGAGAGAGUGAAAGCGGGAUCAGUGCGGGGUGGAUGUGGAACGCCGGCGACGUUCCUUGGUGAUUGGUUGCUAUGAUCGUGCCGCGUUGUUGGUCUCACGUGGAACGAUCAUGAUUUACUUUAGGCCGCACGACGGGAGGAGUCUGCGGUGCAACGCGAAUGCGAGACACUUGAACGUGCUCGUGGUGCCGCUCUUUCCUCUCUGGAUUAUCGGCGCUUUCUGCGUGAAGGACAUACCCAUAUCACACAUCGUGGCACUGGUCGGAGAUCCCACCUAUCUUCCCUGCGACAUAUCAACCACUCACGAGGGGGACUCGGUGCAUCUUGUGCUGUGGUAUCGUGAGGAUCUUGGUACAUCAGUUUACAGUGUCGACGCCAGGGACCGGGACUUCGGUAUUGCCGAGAGAUGGUCGGACGACACCGUGUUCUCGAAUCGGGCUUAUUUCAUGCCGGACAAACAACCAGCGGAGCUGGGGGUCGAUCACAUCAGGGAGGAGGACGCGGGUAUCUACAGGUGCCGCGUCGACUUCCAGAUCGGCCAGACGAGAAACUCCAAAGUCAAUUUGACCGUGAUCGUGCCGCCGCACAAGAUCACGAUCGUCGACGUGAACGGGAACACGCGCGGCUCGACGGUCGGGCCGUAUGUGGAGGGUGACAGUCUGCGGCUCUUCUGUGACGUUCACGGCGGUAAGCCGACCCCGAUGGUGUCCUGGUAUCGCAACGACAAAUUCGUCAGCAACAGGACCGUCGCGCUGCACAACGAUGUGACACGCAGCGAGAUCGUUAUACAAAAUUUGGGCCGGGACGACGUCCACUCGGUGCUGACCUGCAAUGCCACAAAUAACAAUAGGUCGAUUCCGCUGUCGUCGUCGGUCAGAGUGGACAUGAAUUUCAGCCCGCUGGAAGUGAAGAUAAUUGGCGCGAACCAGCCGUUGUCGGCCGGCAAGAGAUACGACUUGGUCUGCACAACUUCCGGUUCCAGACCGGCGGCCGGCGUCACCUGGUGGAGAAACGGUCAGCGCUUAGUGGAUUCCAAGGAGACCACUUCCGCCGAUGGGAACACGACCACCAGCGUUUUAUCUUUCAUGGCGACGAAAGCGGACGCCGGCAGACAGUUGUCGUGUCAAGCUGAAAAUCGAAUCAUGGGAACCGCGCCGAUAGAGGACGGCUGGGUGCUCCAGAUACAAUACACGCCGGAGACGCAGAUCCAGCUCGGCACGUCGCUGAAUCCGAACGCGAUACGCGAGGGCACGGAUGUCUACUUCGACUGUCUCAUACAGGCCGAGCCGCCGGUUUAUAAAGUGGAGUGGCGGCAUCAGGGCAAGGCGCUCCAUCAUAACAUCACGCAAGGCAUCAUAAUCAGCAACCAGAGCCUGGUGCUGCAGGGGGUCGAUCGCAAGAGCGCCGGCAAUUACACGUGCGUGGGAUACAACACCGAGGGCGACGGCGAGAGCUCGCCGUUUUAUCUCAACGUGAUGUUUGCGCCCACGUGCAAGCCGAACCAGACAAAGGUCCACGGCGUGGCGAAGCAGGAGAAAGCGAAUAUAUCCUGCCAAGUGGACGCGAAUCCGCCGGAAGUGCAAUUCCGCUGGACCUUCAAUAACUCCGCCGAGAGUAUCGACGUGGCGGCAGGGCACAUCGCGCGUGCCGGCACAUCUUCCAUCGUUUCGUACACACCAAUGACAGAAUUAGAUUACGGCACGUUACUCUGCUGGGCCACCAAUCACAUCGGGCAUCAACAAGUGCCCUGCGUCUAUCAUAUCAUACCGGCAGGCCGACCGGACAUGGUUCACAACUGCACGAUUUCGAACACGUCGGCCAAUUCGUUCUCGGUGCGAUGCGCGGAGGGCUUCAACGGCGGCCUGCCGCAGUCCUUCCUGCUGGAGGUGCGCGAGAGCAACAGCCAGAUGUUGCGUGCCAACCUGACGUCGCCGGUACCGCGUUUCAGCGUCACUCAACUGGAGUCCGGCGUCUAUUAUCAGGCCUGCAUAUAUGCAUACAAUGACAAGGGUCGCAGCGAGGCGAUGGUGGUGCAAGCCGGCACUCUCCCGCCGCCGGAGAAGCAAUUGACGUCCGAGUCGGAACGACCAAGGCAGCACGUCAAAUUGACACCGAUGCUGAGCGUGAUGAUCGGCGUGGUGACUGCCCUCAUCAUCGUCGCAGUUAUAGUGAUGAUCGUUUUACGGAUUCAGCACACGCACGUGGACGAGCAGAACAAAUCGCAAAUGGAGGAUCACGCGAAGCAAACGAAAGCCGUUCCCAUACAGAGAGAGCUGAGAUUCCGUGAAGGGUGCAGCCUGCUCGCGGAUGAGAAACACCCAAGCAGCCCGUUCAGAAAACUUGAUACCAGCGGCGAUUUGAGCGAGAGCGACGAGAAAAAUCCGGACAUCAUUCCGCAGCAGAUCACUGGAGACGAACCGUCGGAAUAUUUAAGGAAGAGACGUCUGGUGUCAACGAUCGAGACGUCACCCUCGAGGAGUCUCUUGGAACACUCGACGGUGACUUCCAUCAGCGGACAUAGCAGUUACGUCGGUUACUGCACGAUCCGCAACGGCAUGCCACUGCACGAGUUCUCGAACUUGUCAACGAAGCACAAAAGCUUUCAGCCGAUGGUGGGCGACGUGUACGAGAGCGGUGUUUGCACUCUACCGAGGCAGCACUGGCCCAGCCAGAAUAUCCAGUCGAUGUCGAUGUCGAUGAGUCCUCCGAUGCUGUACGCCGGCCUGGGCGUCGUCAGUAGGACCUGCCCGAGCGGCACGUUACUGACGAAGGACUGCGAGGCGAGGAUGCCCGGCCAAUGUUGUCCGGUGCAGUCGCAGAAAGACGGAACGAUAAGCACGCCUGUGGUGAUGGCCAAGCGAGAGAGCUCCGUGUGACCCUACAUCCACCACGGGCCCUGCACCAUGUGCAACGUGAGCGAACUGCUGUGAGAGCCUUGUCGACCGCGAGACAGCCGCCAGUCCCGAACGACACAGAUGAUCUCCGAAAGAUCACAGAUCACUCCGAAAGAUGAUCGAGAGGAUUCGGAGGAUGCGCGACGAUGUCUCUCGCGAUUACGAUUUUUCCUUCUAGAGGGAUCUACCGAGGAACGUCCGGGAUAGAUUAAGGUAUCGUUUGAGGGGCAAGGGGUGAGUUAAGGGGCGUCCGAGAGACUGCAGUGUCUAUUAACGAUCUCGAUGAUUAAAACUCGCAACGGCAGGAAGAGGUAUUUUUCCGGUACCUGAAGAGAGGAUACUCCCCGAAAAGGGAUCGGGACAUCCUGUGGAGACGGCAUCCGGCGUGUCGUUCGGGACGCUUAGAGCGCGCACGCGCAAACCGGUUCGAGUUAGACGGGUUUUACGUUUCUCCAUUCGUCAGGAUUCGCGUCUCUCUGUUGAAUCAAGUGCCCUUUUCACACCGAAGGACGACGAAUAGCCCCGACCGGCUCUCCUCGCCGGCUUCUCUCGCGUCGGCGUCGCUAGUUUUUCGCGACCGGGCCCCCGGUGGAGCCUCGCGACGGAGCGUGUAGUAGAGAGAGAAAAAAAAGAAGGAGAGCGAGCGAGCGAGCGAGCGAGCGAGCGAGAAAAAGAGAGAGAGAGAGAGAGAGAAUUUUGCGAUCUGUGCGAGCGCGAGUUCGCCGUACUUGUACAUACCUCGAGACGCGGAAGAUAUUUUGUACGAGUCGCGUAUAUAUUAAUGGUUCAUUCCCACUUUUACUAUGACACAACACUGUACAAUUUGUCUAGUCGAUGUAAGUAUAAAUAUGUAUAUGCGUUAAGUCGUCGUCGGGGGGAGGCGCUGCCAGGCCAGAAUAACGUACACUGAACAGGGGGGAUGAUAGUCGUCGCCGCGUGACGCCGCGUUCCGCGUGCACGCGAUGUAAUUAUUUAUAUAACGUUGACAACGCGUAAAUGGGAACUGCAAACAACGCGACGAAGUUCUCUCGCACACAAAGACGACGAGGAGAGGGUGAAAGAGAGAACCGGGAGAAUCGGGUUGUCAGAGACAUAUCGUUUGUAUCUCCAUCCGUGGGAAAUCGAGUCGUGGGCGACGGGCGCACGAAGAUCACGAGGUCGGAGUAACGAGGCGAUGAUGGAGAGAGUGAGAGAAAAUGUGUGUGUGGAUGUGUGUAUGUGUGUAAGAAAGGGAGAGAGAAAGAAGAAAGAGGAAUAGAUAAAAAUCCCCUAUCGUUGUCGUCAGUCUGCAGUAUUCUGGAUUACAACGUAAGAUUAAGUAUCUCUUGUACAAUGUAUAAAGUAACGACUUCUUUCGAAGUAAAUGUACCGAGUACGAUGAACGUUGUUUUUCAAAGUCUUGAUCUUAUUCUAGAAAACGAGAAAGGAAGAGAGAGAGAGAGAGAGAGAGAGAGAGAAUGAAAGUGAGGACUGCUGAUCAGGGUGUUCCUCGAAACGUAUGGUGCAUAAUCGCGAUAGCACUUCUAAUUACUGCCUGUUUCGACGCUUUGUGAAUCUCGUUGGUACUUCAUUCGGAGGUUACCGCUCCUAGCCUCUCUUUGUACUAUAUAGCUUUAAAAGGGUCGUCGAAGGACGCCUCGUCAUAUCCUCCGUACGAUGCAGGGAUAAUAUCGUCGUCGUUGUCGACGGUGGCCGGUGGCAGUGGCGGCGCAGUUUCCGCUCCCGGUCGCCGGUCGAUCCGCGAGAGAGGUAAGGUGAAAAUUGGAUGUAUAGCUUCCCUCUCAAUAUAUCAAGAGGAGUCAACUGCUGGCCGGUGGCAUUUAACGUGUAAUUACACUCAUUACACGCGCAAGACGCGCCUCCAAUCUCACCACUUCGCGCGAGGAACGAUAAUCCGUGUUUUUUCGCCGCGCUCGACCCGCGCGAGUUGAUUUUCGCGUGCGGGACUGCACUCCGGGGCGCGCAAUCGCGAGGAUUUUGCGUGAGAAAUAGAGCGUACUUCAUCCGAUAUGGCUGGACGCGCGUAACGCGACAAAGAGAAAAAGAGGAGGAAAGGGACAAAGAAAGAAAGAGAGAGAGAGAGAGAGAAAGAGAGAUCGUCAUAUUUUUACACUCGUGUGUUAUACAUCCCGUUUUUUGUUCUUUGCCCGGUGUUACAGCGCACCGUGAAGCGACAGUUUAUCGAUUUAUUCAAAUGAAUAUGGGAUAGAAACUCGAGGCAAAACUGUCUCUUGAUUUUCACCGAAGAAUCUCGCCGCGAUGCUUCUCGCGUCAUCGUUAAGUUUUGAACGUCCCUUUACGUCAAUCAGUGAAUUUAAUCUUCAAAUGGAGCCCACUUCGAUUCUAUUGCUUUCUCCCUUCCUUUCUCUCUGUCUCUUUCUCUUCUACACGCCGAAGUCAACGUUUCGUCGAAAUGGCAUAUAUAUUUGUGUAUCAAAUGAAAAUUUCGCGUAAAUUGACCAAUAGACGAAAUGUAGGUUGUGACUGUUUUCAGUCGUCGCAGUUUGUUAUACGCGAAUAUCGAGAAAGAGAGAGAGAGAGAGAGAGAGAGAGAGAGAGAGAGAAAGAGAGAGAGGGACGAGUCCUGCACGCGAAGGCGAGGCGUACGCGUCCGCGUUUCUACGCCCCCGUCCGAGGGAAACGAUGGACGACUGUGGAUACUUAGCGAAUUAUUCGAUGUUUAAGGAACGUAGAAAACGGUGAAUCGCGUUUUUACGAGCCGUAAUGUAUCUCGAGGGAUUUCUAGGCGGAUGCGAAUUGUUUCCUCGAUCGCUAGGCAUUACAUUACGUCAUCCGUGCGUGCGAGGUCCCGCUUAUCGGAAGGAGAGAUGAGUCACUAACCGUUAUGAUUAUUAUUAUUCUCAUUAUUAUUAUUGCCAUUAAUGGAAUUGAUGUCGGAAACAGAUUGUACUGAGUGUACUGUGCUGUGUCGAGAGGAGAAUUUUUAGCGAUCCCUUGAAAGGGCCGAUUCACACGCAUUCCCCCGCUCCUCCCGCCCG
This is a messenger RNA of Dinoponera quadriceps, 6476 nucleotides long. RefSeq names its product hemicentin-1-like. The record is from RefSeq and is a predicted model, not a curated record. Lineage: Eukaryota; Metazoa; Arthropoda; Insecta; Hymenoptera; Formicidae. The coding region runs from base 694 to 3459 and encodes 921 amino acids. Gene Ontology annotation, molecular function: protein binding. The transcript has 14 exons.